AUGAGGAACCUCCCCAACAGCCUGACUGCCAUGAGGAACCUCCCCAACAGCCUGACUGCCAUGAGGAACCUCCCCAACAGCCUGACUACCACGAGGAACCUCCCCAACAGCCUGACUGCCAUGAGGAACCUCCCCAACAGCCUGACUGCCAAGAGGAACCUCCCCAACAGCCUGGCUGCCACGAGGAACCUCCCCAACAGCCUGACUGCCACGAGGAACCUCCCCAACAGCCUGGCUGCCACGAGGAACCUUCCCAAGCUCAACCUCAGCUACAACCGGAUGGUCCACAUCCCCACCUGGUCUACAGGUAAAUGAUGAUCUCUCUCCCCUCUCCCACCAGUAUGAAGGGUUUGGUCUUCCUCCACCUGGCCGACAGGUAACAGACUAGAGAACAUAGCAGAUCAGAUCCAAGACCUAGUGAAUCUGAAGAUCCUCAUUCUAGAGGGAAACUUUGCCGAUAGUUCAUGA
This is a messenger RNA of Coregonus sp. 'balchen', 468 nucleotides long. Lineage: Eukaryota; Metazoa; Chordata; Actinopteri; Salmoniformes; Salmonidae. The record is from the annotation of a GenBank genome assembly.